This is a messenger RNA of Perca flavescens (yellow perch), 3561 nucleotides long. It is a transcript of the gene unc45a, whose product is annotated as unc-45 myosin chaperone A. The record is from RefSeq and is a predicted model, not a curated record. Lineage: Eukaryota; Metazoa; Chordata; Actinopteri; Perciformes; Percidae. Gene Ontology annotation, cellular component: cytoplasm. Gene Ontology annotation, molecular function: Hsp90 protein binding. The transcript has 19 exons. The coding region runs from base 151 to 2979 and encodes 942 amino acids.
AACGUGCUCCGAACACCCGGAAGCGUAGCAAAGAUGUGAAAAUGUUAUUCUGAAGUUAGUAGUGUUUUGGGACCAGUUAGAGUUAAAAAAAAAGCAACAACUACAUAUUCUCCAUAUUUAGUAAGCUGUAUUGUGUAUUAUAUCUUGAAGAUGAGUGUGAGAGAAGAAAAAAAGGACCCCAUAUCCCUGAAGGAGGAGGGGAACACCCUUUUCAAGGCAGGAGACAUACACGGCGCUGUCUGCUGCUACACCAAAGCAUUAAAGCUGAGUGACAGCAAAGCAGAGAGUGCUGUUCUGUACCGCAACCGCUCUGCCUGCUACCUGAAACAGGAGGAGUACAGCAAGGCUGAGGCUGAUGCCUCCAAAGCUCUCGAUACUGACCCAGGUGAUGUGAAAGCCAGGUUCCGGAGAGCUCAGGCUUUCCAGAAACUCUGUCGGCUUGAUCAGGCUUUUCUGGAUGCUCAGAGGUGUGCCCAGCUGGAGCCCAAAAACAAAGCCUUCCAGGAUCUGCUCAGACAGCUUGGAGCACAGAUCCAGCAGAAGUCGGUGCAACAAAACUCCACAGAUGCUCGUGUGCAGCAAAUGUUCUCCCUCCUCUUAGAUGCAUCCGCAAAAGACUCAGAUCGACAAAAGGCUGCUCAGAAUCUUGUGGUAUUAUCUCGAGAAGAUGCAGGAGCUGAGCAGAUCUUCCGUAACGAUGGAGUGAAGCUGAUUCAGAAACUGCUUCAGUCAAAGCAGGAGGAUGUUGUCCUAUCUGCCCUGAGGACCCUGGUUGGGUUAUGCACAGGGCAUCAGUCCAGAACUAUGGCUAUAGUGAAUGAGUUGGGAAUGGAGCAGCUGUGUGCAGUAAUGGGAUCAGGAGCCUCCACUGUGUCUCUGGCUGCCUGCCACCUGCUGCAAGUGAUGUUUGAGGCUCUGACGGAGGGCAUGAAAAAAGAGAUCAGAGGGAAAGAUGAAGCUAUACUCCCUGAACCCUCCAAGGAGCUACGCUCAAUGUUACGCCACCUCUUGGAAAUGAUGCCAGCAUCUAAGGUGUCAGGGCCGGGCAGAGACAGCGCCAUCAACCUCCUGGUCAAACAAGUUCCCCGCAAGUCCUUGAAAAACCCAGAUAACUCACUCACGUUAUGGGUGAUAGACCAGGGACUGAAGAAAAUCCUGGAGGUGGCCGGGACAGUGCCUGAGCUCUCAGAAGGACCACCUCUAACAGACAACUCCCACAUGAGCUGCUCUGUCUUGCUUAGCAAACUCUACGAUGACCUAAGGUGUGACACAGAGAGGGAGACCUUCAACAAGCUAUGUGAAGAAUAUGUACAACAACAUUUUAGCCGACAUGGCAUAACAGGCAAGCUGCGAGCCAUCCAGACAGUGUCGGUGCUCCUCCAAGGGCCGAGCGACGUGGGUAACAGAACUCUGGAGAUGUCAGGAAUGAUGGAUGCAGUGAUCUCUCUGUGUGCUUCCGAAGAUGUAACUCACCAGCAGGUAGCGGUGGAGACUCUUAUCCAUGCGGCAGGUAAGGCAAAGAGAGCCUCCUUCAUCACAGCCAACGGCGUGGCACUCCUGAAGGACCUUUACAAGAAGAGCGAGAAUGACAGGAUACGUGUGAGAGCCCUGGUGGGUUUGUGCAAGCUCGGAUCGGCAGGAGGGACGGACUUCAGCAUGAAGCAGUUUGCAGAGGGAUCCACGCUAAAGCUCGCCAAGCAGUGCAGGAAGUGGCUGUGUAAUGAGUCUCUGCCCCAGACCUCCCGCCGGUGGUCCGUGGAAGGCCUCGCCUACCUCACUUUUGAUGCCGAUGUGAAGGAGGACUUAGUUGAAGACAAGAACGCUCUCCUGGCCAUGUUUGAGCUAGCAAAGUCUGAGGAUAAGACGGUGCUCUUUGCUGUGGGUUCCACAUUAGUGAACUGCACCAACAGCUAUGAAGUGGAGAAGCCAGACCCUCAGAUGGUGGAGUUGGCCAAGUAUGCAAAGCAGCAUGUGCCUGAGGAGCACCCCAAGGAUGCACCUUCCUAUGUGGAGAAAAGACUGAUGAAGCUGCUGGAGGCUGGUGUGGUGUCUGCGUUGGUGUGUAUGGUCAAACAGGAGAGUCCUGCCCUCACGGACGCGUGUAGGGACUGUAUCGCCAGGGUUUUCUUGGCUUUGGUGGAACGACAGGAAGACAGAGGCACAGUGGUGGCACAGGGUGGAGGAAAGGCUUUGAUCCCACUGGCAUCUGACAACACAGAUGGAGGUAAAAUCAAAGCAGCACAAGCUCUGGCAAAAAUAACCAUCACAUCUAACCCAGAGAUUGCCUUUCCAGGAGAAAGGAUCUAUGAGAUGGUGCGCCCCCUUGUCAGUCUUCUGAGUCUUGAAUGCACCCUGCUGCAGAACUUCGAGGCACUCAUGGCUCUCACCAACCUGGCCGGCAUCAGUGAAAGACUCAGACAAAAGAUCAUAAAGGAGAAGGCAGUCCCAAAAAUUGAAGGCUACAUGUUUGAGGAGCACGACCUGGUCCGAGCAUCUGCCACAGAGUGCAUGUGUAAUCUGGUUUUAAGCCCAGAGGUGCAAACGUUGUACCUGGCCACAGGGAACGAUCGUCUGAAGCUGCUCGUGCUCUACAGCGGAGAGGAGGACGAGAGGCUGCGGAAAGCUGCUGCAGGAACUCUGGCCAUGCUGACCGCUGAGCAGCCGGAGCUCUGCGCCCGCAUCCCAGGAACGACGACCCACUGGCUAGAGAUUAUACAGUCGCUUUUGCUCUGUGAAAUAUCCGACCUGCGCCACCGGGGAGUGGUCAUAGUUCAAAACAUGAUGCAGGCGGAGAAGAGUCUGGCCGAGACGCUCAUGGAGAGCGAAGCUCUGGAGAUCCUUUCUGUGUUGGCGAAGGGAGGAGAGGGCACGCCGGAGCCUGUUUCAAAGAUAGCUCAAAACUGUCUAGACAAGGCCGUGGAGUACAACAUCAUCAUGAACAGGGAAGGGAAGGAAAAGGGCAAAGGAACUGAACCCUGAAAACACAGCUGCAGCGUGUGAAUGUGCCUUCUGGUAAUGUUAAAGCGCUUUGAGUAUUAUGUUGGACCAGUGAAGUCAUUUCACUUUUUGCAGGAAAUCGGUUUUGAUCUGGAUGGGUACAAGCCGAUCGUGAAAUGUGUCUUAACUGUGCAAGGCAAUAAAAACUAAAGAAAAUAAAGAGAAAAGGUAGUACAUGAAAGCCAGCAGAUACUCACAGAAGUGGUUUGCUGUUUCACAUUGCUUUUGCACUCAUUGUAUUUAUCUUUAUAAUUAUAAUGUAUGUACAUGGACCACCACCAAAAGUGUAUGUGUAUGUCCAAUCAUGCUACUUUAUAUAUCUCUUACUAAAGAUUGCCAUUCAUUGAUAAUUGCAAUUUUUUUUAUUUUUGUCAAUAUCAUGCUCCAAAAUGCACUGUCUCAAUUUCCAUUACUUCCACUACUAUAUAUUUAGUGUGAAAGUGUGUCUGUUUAUCACUAUUAUUAUUAUCACUCCACAACAUUCCCAGUGUCUUAAUUGUACGUUGGUCGUUUUCUAGUUUUGACUGAACACAUGGGCAAAGAAAUAAACCCUAUGUACCUGCA